UGUUACUCAUUUUCGCGCAGUUCACUCGAACAGCAACACCAUGCCUGAACCAGCUAAGACCGCGCCCAAGAAGGGUUCCAAGAAAGCCGUGACCAAGACUGCAGGGAAAGGCGGCAAGAAGCGCAGAAAGACCAGGAAGGAGAGUUACGCCAUCUACGUGUACAAAGUCCUGAAGCAGGUGCACCCUGAUACCGGGAUCUCCUCUAAGGCCAUGGGCAUCAUGAACUCGUUCGUCAACGACAUUUUUGAGCGCAUCGCCGGUGAGUCUUCUCGUCUGGCUCACUACAACAAGCGCUCCACCAUCACCUCUAGGGAGAUCCAGACUGCCGUGCGUCUGUUGCUUCCCGGAGAGUUGGCCAAGCACGCCGUGUCUGAGGGCACAAAGGCCGUCACCAAGUACACCAGCUCCAAAUUUCAAUUCCUUGGACCUGUGUGGAUUUUUGUGGAUUAUUUGUGUUGGAAUAUAUUACCCCAGUGAAGAAAGAGACGCGUCUAAAGUCACCUGGUAUGAAGUUCAGGACUUAAGACUUAUAUCAGACUUUAUAUCUCAGAACACUGACUUUUGCCUUGGGACACACAUCCACUAGAUGGCGACACCUGACCGCAGUAAGUGAACCCCACAAUGUGCUGCAUCUGUUUCUGCUCUCUUUCAGUAAACUUUCAUCCUCAACAUUAUCGUGCAGAACAUUUCAGGUCAACAAGAUUCUGGCUCUGGCUCUUGCUGUUCCCAUGUGUGCGGUCAUCCGCAACCAGCACAAGGUUUGCCUCGUCUGCUGGCAAACAUAUCUAUUUUGUCCUCCUCCGCUAACCGGACCCUAUCGUAUACUUACAAUCUGGUGAUUGUCAAGACUGUGACACAGUUGUUCAGGAUGCUCUCAAUCACACGGUGAUAAAAGCAGAGAGUUGAUCAGGAGCGCCGCUAGGGCACUCACCCUCUGCCUGUGGUAAGGGGGAAAGAAAUCGGAUUACUAAUGUGCUGUUGUGCUCUCUCCUGGACAAAUUUGCUUCCUUCCUGCCUGCCUGCUGUGCCUGAACCACGCUCAUGGAGAGGACUGCUUCACCUUGCUACUGCCGUCCAUCCUCAUGCUGACUAGGCUGGGACCCUGGAUCCCUGCACAAGAGCCCCUAUCACCCUGGAAAAGGAGGGACAAGUUUUGUUUCCACCUUAUCAGGGGUUUUGUCCGCACUAAAAUUGCAUCUGUACCUUAAAGUAAAAUAAAGCCAACUCAUGGUUUCCCUA
Molecule: messenger RNA, 1240 nt
Organism: Tachysurus fulvidraco (yellow catfish)
Lineage: Eukaryota; Metazoa; Chordata; Actinopteri; Siluriformes; Bagridae
Product: histone H2B
Exons: 4
Coding region: 41-478 (145 amino acids)
Cellular component (GO): nucleosome
Molecular function (GO): structural constituent of chromatin; DNA binding; protein heterodimerization activity
Source: RefSeq, a predicted model, not a curated record